Peronospora belbahrii is the source of this 8178-nucleotide messenger RNA. Lineage: Eukaryota; Oomycota; Peronosporomycetes; Peronosporales; Peronosporaceae. The record is from the annotation of a GenBank genome assembly.
AUGCAACGAGAUGUUGUGGCCUUUGUAGAGACGUUUCGAGCUCAUCAGUCAAAUCUUACAGCACCACCAAAUGCACUGACACUUGAUAUCGUCGUGCAAGCCAUUUGUCAUCAUUUCCGUGUUAAUGCAUUUGAAGAGUUAAUGGACAUCCGUGCAUUGCAAUUGCCAAUACUAAAACAGCUACAUACUGUAAACCAACGGGUGUGGACAUUUGUCACAUGUUUUAUACAAAGUCGUCGUAUUCAUACGCUCUUUGAGUGCCAACAAGCUUUUUUACAACAUGAAGGGCUACGGUCUUUCCACGAACUCAAGAUUGGUAACUCCUUUCUUCACACUGAAGCAAUACAACAUCUUUAUUGCUCGCCCGUGACUGUGAUGAAUAUUACGACGAGAGAAGUACUAUGUUGUUUACGCCAAUUUGGAGACAUGAUGGUGCAAGACGCGUUUCGAGCAUCGUCACACAUUAAUUUACACGAGUUUGUGCAGUUUCUAGCUCAACAGUAUCGACAGCCAAGUGCACAAGCAAUGGGAGUGAUGAUUGACCCGUCCGGAUUUGGUCUUUAUGUGGGCAUGCUGCGUCGUAUCGCCAAUCAUGAAAUGAAGGAGAUGAAGACAUUGGAGCAACAGUUUCAGCGCGAAGUUGCUGAAAAGAUGUUCCGACUUACUAAGGAAAAGUUCAGCGACGAGAAUCGUAAACAGGCAUUAGACGAGCUGCUUCAGCAAACCAAUGCACGCUCGAGUAAGAAUGAGGACGAUGAAGAUUCGCAAAAAAGACGUAGAGGCAAGAAAAGUAGCACGCAAUCGCUAUCGUUAGACAUGCUCAAGCGCGUCACUGAUAUUGACGUGUAUCUCGACAACGUGCUGCGUCGUAAAGCUGCUGUGAACGCAAAAAAUCAACACGAGCUGAACAAAUCCAUUUCAUCGCAAGAGAUUGCAGAGACCGAUUCGAAGCUUCGCAAUCAGUUGACACGAUUUCUAGUGUCAUCGCAAAAGAGCAGGCAUCACUCGAGGCUCAAGGUAGUUACUUGGGUGAUCUGCAGUAUCAUGGCAAAGACGUAUGCUUUGCUACUAAGCGAUGACAAGCUUCCCGAUGAUGACGGCUUGAACAGCGAGAACUUGGAGACUGUUCAUAAACUAGCUGAAAGUGAUAUGGAAGAAUGCGAUUGUUGCUGUGUAGGUAAGAACUCUUGCACCUGUUCUUGCACAUGCAAGUGCCAUGUGGAAUCGAGUGACGAAGAAGACGAGGAUAGUGAUCAUCAAGACAAGGCAGCUGACGUAGACGUAAAUACUAAUACUUUAGACAGCGCGGACACAUUUCCUGUGAUGCCGACAGACCCAUUCGCCAGCAGGCUUGGAAAAGUCACCCCAGAAGUGAAUGUGACUCUUGAAGAAGUGACAACCGAGAUUGAGAGCUUUUUGAGCUCUCAACAGUUACGUAUCAAUCAGCCGGUGACUUUGAACGACGUGCUAUUGGUUUUGACGUCUCUCGAAAAUCACUUGCUUGGCAAGUUUUCAGUCAAGAGCAGCAUUGUUUCUUGGGCCGGACGACGAUCUGUUCUAGAACUGUUGUCCCAUCUCACGAGCGAUAAUGAGGACGAAAACGACGAAAAUGAAACCAGUAUAGGCAGAUUGUUGUUUGGCCUUGUGAGUUCUUCAGAUCGAGUUGAUAACGACGCAAGUUCGUCGAAAGCGGUGAGCGAGAAAUGCAUGCAAGAAGAAGUGAUGUCAUUUGUUCGAGAGUGCCGUGCUGCCAUCUCUUUGUCUUCUGCAUUGUCUUCAUUUCCUACUGAAAAGCAGCAGCAAUGGAUAGUACAUCGCGUCCUCGUGCAGCUUGGUUGUACUCGCACUGAAGAGCUUGGGCUUCCGAGUGUUGAAGAACUGGUUGAACUGGUGGAUCAGAAGCCUCAAGAAGAAGAGACUUUGGUGAUUAAGUACGCCGGUAGUUUGGACCUUAACCAGGGUCAUGGCUGCUUCGACAACGCAGUCGCGCGGGUAGGAGCAACAGGUGAGUCUAUACAGAUUAUUUUGACGGAGCAAGCGAUCCAAAAAUUGCGCAAAUGCCCGUACUUGUGUGAUGUAUCGCUGUAUAUGGAUUGGCAAGAGCGGUAUGCACCGAUAUGUGGGUCAUUGCUCUCGUUUAUUCGAGUGCAUGAAAUGAUUUUACUUGAUCAUGCACCGUCAAACAACUUUAUGUUUGUGUGCUGUUUGAAUGGAACGAUUUUGCGUGUCAAUGAGAAAUCAACACCAUCUAAUCUUGAAUUGUUGACUGCACGAGCUGAGCAAGAGCAACGUCUUGUUGCCGCCAGCCAAGUGGCAAUUCAUUUAGUGUCAAUGAUGGUGACGUGCAAGACCCAGGCAAAUUUCCCAAAGCAACUCGUUCAAGCUCAUUUGCGCGCACAUUUGUCAAGCUUUGCCAAGGACCGGAUGGUUGACAGCUACCGGGCACGCUUUGUUUUGGAGGUGCUUAUGGAAACGCCGGUCGAGUUUGCAGACUUCAUAAUGUCAUUACUAUUAGAUGUUAUCGCACAGGAUCUUGUUUCGGGUGUCUCGAAUGAUUGGGGCAUUGCAGAUCAGGUCUGGAAGGCUUGCCGAAAUGAUGUUGAAAGAAAAACGCUUGUGUUUAUUUCGAAUCGAAGCUUGUCGCCGUUGUGGGCAAGCCAAGUCGAGCAGUGGCGAACUGUGCGUGAAAACCUGACCGUUGCAAUCAUGGGCGAUGCUGCUGGUAGUGCUAACGGUGACGGCAGCGAUGUGCCUGAGACAAAGUCUGCACCUCUCACUGAUGCAAGCAAGAGCCAUGACAAAGACAAUAAAAUGGUACGCAGUCUUUUGGACCUUUCUGAUCCUGCAGCAAGCUUUUCUAACGAGCUGCUUGACCAAGAUAGUGAAGAUUGUCCGGCAACUGAGCGUCUGGCUAGCGCUAGUUCGUGUCAGUCGUUUAUCGAAGAUUUACGUAAAAAGCAGUUUGGUGUUGGACUGCAAAGCCUUGACGAGGCAACAACGUCAGUGCUACUAAUCCAGCAGAAGCGGCUAGAGCGUGCACUCAAGCGGCUUAGUGACGAGCUUUAUAGCGAAAGCACACACUUUGUUCUCGAGCUGCUGCAGAACGCAGAUGACAACGCUUAUGACGAUGAUGUGGUUCCACUUGGUGACUUUUCGUUGACGGUCGACAAGAACAUUGUGUUUUACAACAAUGAACGGGGCUUUUCACCAGAAAAUAUUCAAGCAAUUUGUGAUGUGGGUGCAUCUACGAAGGCGGCAGUUAAUUCGGAGGCAAGUAUCGGCAAAAAGGGCAUUGGCUUCAAGAGCGUAUUCAAGGUAUCCGACAACCCACAGGUGCAUUCAAACGGAUUUCACAUUUGUUUUCACGCUAAGAAUUCCCAGCAUGUAAAUGGUAUGGGGUAUAUCUUGCCGUAUUGGCUGAAUGAUACCACUCAAUGGAAGAAGCGUCGUGGCACAACAUUUGUGCUGCCGUUGAACGAAGCAUCAAUGCAUAGAGUGGAUGACAUCUCGCAGUCACUCCUGGCGUUCGAGCCGUCUGUAUUGCUCUUUCUUCGACGUAUUCGCGAGCUUAGGCUUCGCGAUUUGGCUCGGCAGCACACGGUUCAUUUCCUCAAGAAAGAAAAAAAGUUGCAAUCAAAGACGCAUAUAGUUCAGCUGCUGUCACAAGUAAGAAAAAACGAGAAUGACGUGGAUGUGGUGCAGCAAAACUGGCUGGUCGUGAAGCAAACCCUAGAAACCCCGCCGUUAUUCAGUCGUAGUCAUUCAACCGAGAUCGCGCUUGCGCUUCCUAUUGCAGCUCAGCCAAAGGAUUUUUGCAAUCGCGCCGACCGACCACCACUUCAGCAGGUUUUUGCAUACUUACCACUGCGGUCUUACGGCUUCCGAUUUAUUCUACAAGGAGACUUUGACAUUCCGAGUUCAAGAGAAGCAAUCAUCAAUGGAAGUGAGUGGAAUGAGUGGCUUGUAUCCAAGGUCCCAACGCUUGUACGCGCAGGUGUGAGCAGCUACAUCUCAACUGUCGAAAGAGAUGAACUGAGCGACAUUAAAUCAAACGGCGAAAAUGUGGUUGCUGCGAUUUUGCACUUGAUUUCGUUGCUGCCUCUUGAAAACGAGGUGCAAACUCCUUUUCGUAGCAUAAUUCCGGAAAUCAUGCGUGAGCUUCGUCAAGUAAAAUGGCUAGCAGGCGCUUCCUCCACGCCAUCUCCAUCAGUGGGAGAACUGCUUAUGCCAUCAGAAGUAAUCGAUUGUGCGGAGCUGACAGGAAACGAAGUCAGUAAAAACAUGACGACAAUGUUGGGAGCUCUUAGCGACAAUAUCAUGAUGUCAACGCUCAACAAGCGCUUACUGCAUCCUGCAUUGUCUCGAGACAUGUCGUCAUCGAUGAAACGCCAGCUGCGGAUUGAGCAGCUUCACUCGUCACAUUUGAUGCGAGUUGUAUCGCUAUCGGCGGAAAUGAAUGAUAUCGACUGGACGGUAAAGAUACUAGCACUUCUUGCAAAGCUUUGGCGAAAGGACCACAAUUCUCGAUUACUUCGACAGGAACUGCGGUUGAUUAAGUGCUUCCCGCUUCAGCAAAAGGACAGCAUGGACGGUAACAUUAGGUGGGUAUCACUAGCCGAGAGUCAUGACUCAUUGUUUAUGUCUGAUGUCCAUGCGGGUAGCACCAUUCCCAGUCGUGGAGAUUCGUACAAAUUUUACGGCGAUAUUCGCAUCCUGGAUGACAGAUUCAUGAAGGCUGUUUCCAAAAGCACGAAGCUACGCACAUUUCUGACGAAUGAUGUGGGGGGCGUUCACAUGAUUCAGGACCACGAAUUGAUUCGACACUAUAUUAUUCCGAAGAUGACAAUCUUGCGUUUGCUUACUCAUAAUAUGAACGAUUGUGAUACUGGAAAGCUAGACGUCAAGGUGGUGAUUGAAUACGGGCAGUUUUUAUCGUCUCAUCUGGCUUCUUGCUCUAAUUGUCCAAUGUACAUGGACGUGAAAGCGAACAUGGUUGUUGCAGCAACCAGUGGUCGCGUUUUCGUGGGCGGCAUGUCUAACUUGUUCGUGAUCCUACCAUCCACGUUCAACGAGUUAUCUCAUCUAGCUUCGUGGAUUACAGAGAAAGCUGAGGCUUCAAAGACAGGUAAAGACACGUAUGGUGUUGUGUCAGGCGAAUAUUUCUCCGAUAACCGUAGCAAGAUUGAGACGUUUCGUAAGAUGGAUGCUGUGGAUAAACAAUGGCAGAAGUUGCUGGUGGAUGUUUGCGAUUUGCCUCUGCUGUUUGACACGGCAAGCCUUAUGUCAGAUCCACGUUCGCAAGCUGGAAUGAAGCAGAUUUUCAAAUGGAUCGAAGCCGAGGAUGAUAUGGCAGUGAAGCGCAGUAUUUCCAAGCAGUUGGCAGAGCACUUGGACAAAUACUGGAGACCAGAAGAAAGUAAUCUCAACCCCAACAACGUCAGUUCGACUAUUUCCACUAACAGUGAGGGCGAUAUUUUUGACUGGUGGCGUCAAAACUACUGGCUGGAAGGAUCUGAUGGAGAAUUUUACCGCUCGGUUGAUCUAUAUCUGUCGACCGGAACGAGCAGGCGCUUGUUCACACCGACCAUGGUUACGUUCGCCUCAACGGCGUGGAAGAACAAAGACUUCUCCGAAAGAGUUCUUGGUAUGAAAGCGGACGCAAAUGUUUCUGAUGUGCUUUCAGCUAUCUCGAGUCUUUGUGUUGACUCAACCUCGGUAUCUGCGCUUGAAAUUGACCAAAUGGUUCGAAUGUACACGUUCUUAUGGGAGCAAAGUCAACACUCUGAUGCUUGUCGUGACAAAAUUACGGAAACCUUUUCGCGCAAAAUGAUGCUGUUUGUUCCGGCCGAGGCAAAUUCGUCAGGAAAGAAAAAUCGGAAUCGAUUUACACAUAUAAAGAAUGCCGUAUGGUCAUCCACAGCGUACAACGGAGAGCUUUUUGCGCUCGAAACCCAUUAUCCAACGGCACUGUCCACUUUUUUCAUUAAGGUGUGCGGUGUAGAGAAGAAGCCAUCAGUCUCAUCCUUGUGUGGAAUGAUCACCGGGCAAGUAUCCUUCUUGACCAAUGAUGGUAGAAGCAAACGGUGCGGAUCCGAGAAGACCAAGUUGUGGGAAAUGCAGCUACUACCACUGCUGUGUGCACUAUCCAAGAAAGUGAAAAAGCGCUUGCUGUCGAAGAAAGAGACUAAGAUGAUUAAGAGGACCUUGAAAUCAGUUUCCUGGCUGCCAGUCCGAUGCGUGAAUGGGUCUGGCAAUGGUCUACUAUUUUGUAAAAUAGCAGAACAGCCUGUACUAGCGACGACGGAGAUCGAAAAGAAGCUGCAGAAGUUGAUGCUGUCUCUUGGUAAGAACGUUAUCGCAGACCUUGAUGUCAGUCUGAGCGAAGGCAAAAACUUGAAGAAUGAAGAUAUUAGAAUAAUUCAGCUCGAAGCUUUGUCGGACGAUGGAGAUCUGGAGGCACUUCUCAGUUUCGCAAAAGUAUCGACAAUAUCUGCCCACAUCGAGUCCCAUCCAAGCUCCUGGUGUAGGGCGUUUGCUCGUUUCACAAAGUCUUGCCAGCUUGACAGCAAAAGGGGUAGGAAAAAAUUGCUGAAGCUUGGACAGCUUUUGGUAAAAGCUUGGGCUAAUGUAUUUUCCUCGCCUUCAUCAUCGGUUGGCGAAGAGGAGAUCCGGUGGAGUGUGCAACAUUUGAACCUUUUCCCAACGAUUGAUGAGAAUAAUCGAUGGGUGUCCGCUACAAAUCUCUACAUCAAUGACCAAGCCGAGUUGUCAAAGCAAGAUCUACAACAAUCAGGGCAGUUGAAAGUACUUGGAUUGUUUUCGUGGGAUUACUUCGUGGACAUUCGUGCUAGUGAAAGCAGAAGCAGCGAGAUGGUUCGAGUACGCAAGUUUCUCAUCGAGUUUUGUGGUAUGAAGUCGCUCAAAGAACACUUACAGUACGAAGUUACUGUCCUCAGCACGCAGCACCUUGCGAGUACGGCCUUUCAUGAUAAGAUUCGCACUGCAUUGUCUCUGGCCCAGCGAUUCCUUUUCCACAGCUACCGGCAUCUGUAUGACCAACUUCAUCAUGGCUCGAUAGCAAAGCUGGCGUCAGAGCUUCAAUGCGUUUUAGUUGAUGGUCACGAUGGAUUUCAAGUGGUCUAUCGAAUUGGAAAUUUGUGCAGUCUUCGCCGUGGAGUUAAUGCAUUGUCACGUUGCUUCCUUGACGUCCCGAAAAACAUCAUGUACAUGCAAUCUUUGACGGGAGAUGAAGAAGCGAGUGUACUCUCUGUGGUGUUGAUGGAACUAUCCCGUAAACUUUUUGGUGCUCGAGUGGCUUCUAGCGUUGCGAACCUGCUGUAUCUUAGCUUGUUGCAACCUGAUUCUCUAUCGAGAGAGCAGUGGCUAGUAGAGACUCAGCUUUUGCCUCCAUAUUCUGCCAGUGACGCUGGAAGCUUGUGGGUGGAGCAACUUACCACAACGUCAUCUAUUGCUAACAAUGUAAGUCGCAAGCGAACGUCGAAGGACUUUGAAGAUGGCGAGAUUGCUGCAGAGGAUGGUCCAGUGAAGAAACAUUAUGUUUCACUGGGGAAUGACAAAACACAUGAUACUUCGUUACCUUCGUUCGCACCUUUAGCAAACUAUGACACAGCUGGAAAUGGGGGAAGCUAUGGUAUGCAAAUGCAGAGACCUCUGUACCCACCCCUUCCACCAGCAAACGGAAAUACUGACGGAACUCCAUAUUGCCCGACACUAACUGCUUCAUCAUCUCUUAGCACAGGGAUGCAAUCUCUGUUACUGCCGAACACGAUGUCGAAAGAGGAACGAGAGGCUAUCGGUCGCUGGGGUGAGGAGUAUGUGUAUAACCAACUAAAGCAGCAGCACGCUGACAAUGACUCAAACCUAACUGUUGAGUGGGUAAACGAAAAGGAGGAAUCCGGUCUCCCAUACGACCUCACACUCUCCUCAGGAAAUAAAGUCGUUGAGUAUAUUGAGGUGAAGUCCACGCGCACCACGGAAAAGGGCGUGUUCGAAAUUAGUAUGAACGAGCUGGACCAGGCAGCAAUCCACGGCUCGACAUACUGUAUUUAUCGCGUGUUUAACGCCGGCAACUCUGCGUUGUGCCGAGUCAUUCGCAUGAAGAACCCUGUAUCGCUGGUGCGCCAACGCAAAAUUCAGCUAGCUCUCGUCAUGCAGUAA